AUGAAUCUCAAGAUUCAGGUAACAGUUAAUAAUUUCAAGUGGUGUGAUUUGUUUGCUGUUCUGUGUUGGGCAAUAUGGAAACGUAGGAAUGAGAGAGUUUUUGAGGGACGAAGAUCGACUACAGUGAGUGUCAUCGCACAAGCUACUGUUAUCCUUAACUACAUGAAUGAGGCUAACUGUCAUUUACAAAAUACCUCUAUUGCUGGCAUUCGUCCUAAUAAUCAGGUGGAUAUGACUAUCUUAGCUACUGAUGAGCUCUUUGUUUAUGUUGAUGGGGCUUUUACGACUGCUACGAAUUCUAAGGGUUGUGGAGAGAAGGGGGAUAAUCUGACGGUAGAAUUAUGGGCUUGUUAUAUGGGCCUAAAGCGUGCUUGGGAUAUCAAAACCAAGUAUGUAAGAAUCCAUAGUGAUUAUCAUGAAGCACUGUCUCUGUUAAGAGCCAAUAAUUACGACCUUCAUGAAGACCGAGAGCUUAUUGCUGAAAUUCAACAAAUACUUCAAAGAGACUGGCAGGUUGAUAUGAGAUGCAUUGGAAGGGAGUUCAACUCAGAAGCUGAUUCCUUAGCAAAACAUGCCUUAUCUCUCCCCAUGGGUCUUCACGUAGUGGCUGGUGACUCUAUUCCUUUAUUCAUGGAGGAGUUUUAG
Messenger RNA from Prosopis cineraria, 645 nucleotides. RefSeq lists its product as uncharacterized. Bases 1 to 645 code for a protein of 214 amino acids. The transcript is spliced from 2 exons. Lineage: Eukaryota; Viridiplantae; Streptophyta; Magnoliopsida; Fabales; Fabaceae. Gene Ontology annotation, molecular function: RNA-DNA hybrid ribonuclease activity; nucleic acid binding. The record is from RefSeq and is a predicted model, not a curated record.